This is a messenger RNA of Drosophila eugracilis, 2631 nucleotides long. RefSeq names its product homeobox protein 13. Lineage: Eukaryota; Metazoa; Arthropoda; Insecta; Diptera; Drosophilidae. The transcript has 4 exons. Bases 489 to 2324 code for a protein of 611 amino acids. The record is from RefSeq and is a predicted model, not a curated record.
CAUCAGUCCCAUAGUGCGUUGUCUUGGUAACUUCUCUCAUUUUGUCUCUCUCUCCCUUUCCACAUGUUUCUUCGUUUUUAGCGGCUUUAUUACAAUUGUUUUUUCAUUCUCCGGCAAAAAGCUCAACAGAUCGGACGCAAACGAAUAACGCUGCGGCUUUUUCAUAAGUUUUGUUAGUGCUACGCGCGCGCAAAUCAAAUCGCAGGAAUUGAAAUUGAUUUCCAUUGAAUUUCUAUUAAAUUGAAUUGGCAAAAAUUCGUUCGAGUGUCAAAAACCAAUUGAUUUGUGUGUGAGUGUGUGAAAGUGAGCUUAUGAGUGCGUGAAAAAAUGCAAUAGUCCAAAAGCGGAAAAUAAGUAAAGAGGAAAACAUCAACAAUGCCAAUUUAAAACAGACCGAAAAAAGAAGAAGAAGAUAGUGAGAUAAAAGUACUACACAAAAAAAAAAAGAAGAAAAAUAUAAAUAAAAAUUCCUGUUUUAAGCGAUAGAUAUGCAGAAAAUAGCAACAACAAAUAUGCAGCAGUCAACGGAUCUUGACUUUGAUUUCCAGAUGCCGUGUCGCUAUUUCAAAAGUUCUUUUGCGCGUUCGCUUUCGCUGAAUAACAGCAGCAACAACAACAACAGCAACAAUUCCUUGACAUUGCCCAAGAAACCGCAAACAAACGAGGCCAAACAACAACAGCAACUACAACAAGUAGAAGUGGAGAACCAGGAAUCACUAGAAAGAGACAGCGAACAGGAUUCCCCCUGCUCUACACCGCCACCGGCUCUUCCAGCACGUCGUCACACCGCCAACAUGAUACACUUUGGCGCCGCUAAUCAGCUGCUCUCCGCUCUGCCACCCAGCCACCCUCCGCCUCCUCCUCCGCCACAUGCCACUCAGCAGCAUCCACAGCCACAACCACCGGCACAAUCCGCCAGGAAUCUCAAUCUCGUCUGGCCAAUGCAGCCGACACAUCAGCAGGAUUCCAACAUCUUGGCCGCACCCAGCCACCACAUCUAUGACUUGCCACAGCAGUUGCAGCCACAUCAUCACCAGCACCAUAACCAACAACAGCAACAUCAACUAAAUGUCGAGGCUGUCAUAUUGCAGAAUCAGGUGGAUACAUUGCAUUGGCAAUUGAAACAGACCGAAACCAAUUGCGAGAUGUACCGAGCGGUGAUGGAGGAGGUGGCACGCUUUUUCGAACGCUACCAGGUCCAGCAACAGCUCCAGCAGACCCAUCGUAAUGGUGAACAGAUUGCUCGCUCCAAGAGUCUACAUCAUGUCCAUGGCGUGGGCAACACCUCCCUGCAGAGCGAUGUUCAUGAUGAUGACGCCUCGAGUGCCGGAUCUGCAUCAUAUCUACGCGCCCGGAGCAGUACCAAUUUGAUGUUGAAUAAAUCAAUGCAUGCCAUGAAUGAGGAGCAUAAUUACGAGACGAUUGCACCAGCUGGAAGCUAUAAUGCCUUCAAGGAUUUUACCUGGCGCCGUUCGCCGAAGAAAUCCGGAGGCAGUGGCGGCUGCAAGGCGCGUCUAUCAGCUCCGGAGGCUGCCGAGGAGAAGCUAAACCAGGAGGCUUUCAGAUUGGCCAGAACCAUCAGAAAUCUGCUGCACACGUCGGAACAGCAACCGGAUCUCACACAGCCGCGUCACUCGUUGGCCUCCAUUUCCUCGCUACCCUCGGGAAAUCAUCGUCUGUGCAAGGGAAAAACCAGUUCGGUGAUGACAUUGCUGACGCCACCAUUGCACAAUUCCACCAGCAUCAUGAAUGCCACUCUGGAGGCGUCUCCGGCGUCACCGGCUGGGAAAUCCAAUGCGGAAUUGAUCUUUCUGCGGGCCAACAAUAUGCGAGACUCGAGGCUAUCGCUGCGCAGCUCCACCGACAGUUCCGUGCAUUCCACCAUUUCCUCGACGGCAUCCUCUUCCUCGAAAGUGGAAACGGACGAGGAGACCCAGACCCAGACCACCGCCAGCAACAUAGCCAUCAGCAAUAGUAAUAUCAAACCCACCAGUAAUAAGCAGAGCGGCGGUUCUAGUACCGAAGAUGAGAGUGGCUUCAGUUCGAUUAGCUCCUUUCACGAUGUCGGCUUGCCUUUGAGUUCCACCUUGAUGAAUGGUAAUCAAAGACGUUUGUCCAUGUCCACGGAUAGCAGGAAUUCCACCCUGAAAUCUGGCUUGAAUAUGCUGGGAUUGCCUAUGCAAAAUCAGACUCAAAUUCAAGUUCAGGUUCAAGCUCAGAUUUCCAGCAGUGCAUCGCCCUCGAAAACCUAUCGCAAUGCGAAUCGCUAUCAGCGCUUUUCCACUUUAUCAAACGAAGAUGCAGCCGCCGUAUUGUGGGUCUAGAUGGGUGGAAAAUUCUGCUAACGAAAUCACUUUUCAACAUUGAUUUAACUUUCGAAAAUAAGUUCUGAAACUUUAUUUAAUUUUUAUAAACCCCUGUAGAUUUUUAGUUUCGUUUUUCUCUAGUGCCUCCGCUUAGUGUUUAGUUCAUCACUUUUAAAGAGUGUUUAAUUUUAAAACUUAUAUUUUAUCAUUUACUUUUUUUUAAGAACAAAGCGCGCAUUUCUAUGUUAAUAAUAUGUACAUUUUUCAUAAUUCUUAAGUUUUUCAGUAUUUAUAAAUGAAUAAAAAUAAUUUAUAUCGUAAAUAA